AUGUCCGACGAACAACGUAAUGCUAUGGGUCCUGUUAUGGAUGCUACAUCUGAAAUUCAAAAACUAAGUGAACAACCGGAAGUUAUAUUCUCAGCUAUUGAUGCUCUCUAUAGAAAACAUAAAGAGCAUAAAAUACAUCGUUUUACAGAAGAAAAUCGAGAAAAACAUAUAGCUAAUUGGAAAGUAACAAAAUAUGCUGAAGAAAAAGUUGCUUAUGGUACUAAUUAUUUCUUAAAAGUAUGUAUUGGUGAUGGUUUGUAUCUUCAUAUGCGUGUUCAUCGUCAUCCAAAUCAAGAUAAAUAUGAUUUUUAUGCAUUACAUGAAACUAUUAAACAUAAUAUUGCAACAUGUGUAUUCACAGAAGGAGAAUCAAAUCAAAUGCAUUCUCAACAAAUGGAAUCUUAUGCUCGUCGAGCUUGGUCCGGUGCUAAUUCAUUCUUUGCAUGGGCUCUUCCUCAAGAUGAUCAAAUUACAUUAAUUAACAUACUACAUGAGAAAAGUGUUCGUGUCAUACGAAUCUUUUUAGCAACAAUCGAUGAUGGUCAAGCAGGUUCACGUGCUAUAGCAGCUAAGACAGUGACAUCUCUUCAUGAUCGCUAUUCAUUAGGAUGUUAUGCAUAUAAAGCUGAUAGUUAUGUAUCAAAAUAUGGAAUUCCAACAGUCAGUGGAUGUUCACCACAGAAUAAUGCAUCGAAAUUUUAUUCAAAUGAACAAGCUAAAACAGAUUUUACAAAUCGAUUAAGAUAUUUACUUGAUCAUGUCAAUCCACAUUUUGGACAACGAUGGAGAUCUUUAAGUCAUGUUAUAUUCUCGUUUCAAAUCGAAAAUGAAAGUCAAGGUCAUAUGUCAACAUUUAAUGUACAUUGGAUGUGUGAUAUAAAUACACGAAUUCGGUCAUUAGUAAACAAUGGAGUACUUCUAUCAACUGGUGGCGAUGUUGAUUAUGGCUUAAGUCUUCGUCUUGAAAAUUUUCAAUGUUCUACAAUUGAUUUAAUAUCUUUACACGACUACACAAUGGAUGAAGAUUAUUCUCGUCGAAAAUUUCAAGAAGCUAUUCGAUUAGCACAGCAAUAUGGAAAAAGAGUUUAUGUGGAAGAAUUCGGUGACCGUGGUGAUACACAAAUGGCUCAAGCACUGAAUAUUAUUCGAGCUGCGGCACAUCAACAAGGAUUACCAUGGUUAGUAUGGCAAAUUGUGCCAAAUGCAAGAUCAGGAGAUUAUGAAUUUUUUACUAAUGAUCGAACAGCUUGGACAGCAUUUGAACAUCAAGCAUAUUGGGCACAAAUGUCACCAUCACCUUUUCAAUGGUCAGAAAUUUGGAAUUAA
This is a messenger RNA of Rotaria sp. Silwood1, 1326 nucleotides long. NCBI's taxonomy places the organism in Eukaryota, Metazoa, Rotifera, Eurotatoria, Philodinida, Philodinidae. The record is from the annotation of a GenBank genome assembly.